Messenger RNA from Dipodomys ordii (Ord's kangaroo rat), 990 nucleotides. RefSeq names its product olfactory receptor 2T8-like. Gene Ontology annotation, cellular component: membrane. Gene Ontology annotation, biological process: G protein-coupled receptor signaling pathway. Bases 1 to 990 code for a protein of 329 amino acids. The transcript has a single exon. Gene Ontology annotation, molecular function: olfactory receptor activity; G protein-coupled receptor activity. NCBI's taxonomy places the organism in Eukaryota, Metazoa, Chordata, Mammalia, Rodentia, Heteromyidae. The record is from RefSeq and is a predicted model, not a curated record.
AUGUUGGAACCAGUCUCCUUUUCUCCAUUUCCAGGAUUCCUUCUGGUAGAAAUCAUGGACAAUGGGAACACCACAUCUGAUUUCAUUUUGCUGGGCCUGCUUAACCACACCAGAGCACACCAAGUCCUCUUUGGGAUGAUUCUAACUAUCUCCUUCACCUCCCUAGCAGGCAAUGCCCUCUUGAUUCUUCUCAUCCACCGGGACCACCGGCUCCACACACCCAUGUACUUCCUCCUCAGCCAGCUCUCACUCAUGGACCUGUUGCUCAUUUCCACCAUUGUGCCAAAAAUGACAGCUGAUUAUCUGACUGGCAAAAAGUCCAUCCCCUUCUUUGGGUGCGGUUUGCAGAUCUUCUUCUACCUCACUCUGGGUGGUGGAGAGUGCUUCCUCCUGGCAGCCAUGUCCUAUGAUCGCUAUGUGGCUGUGUGCCACCCACUGAGAUACUCUGUUCUCAUGAGCUGGCCAUUGUGUCUGAGAAUGACUUUGGGGUCCUUGCUCUUGGGGGCAGCUGAUGGCCUCAUGCAGGCUGUGGCUACUCUGAGCUACCCAUUCUGCGGUAGACGUGAGAUAGAUCAUUUCUUCUGUGAGGCUCCCGCAGUACUGCGUUUGGCCUGUGUCAAUACGUCUGUCUUUGGGUAUCUCAUGUACAUCUGCUGUGUGUUGAUGAUUGUGAUUCCCCUUUCCCUCAUCCUGACUUCCUACGGUCUCAUCCUUGCUGCUGUGCUCCGCAUGCCUUCCAAAGACGCCCGCAAGAAGGCCUUUGCCACCUGCUCUUCACACGUGGCCGUGGUGGGCCUAUUUUAUGGAGCUACCAUUUUCAAUUACAUGAGACCCAAGUCCUACAGGACAGCUGUUCAUGACAAGGUUGUGUCAGUGUUCUACACUAUCCUGACACCCAUGUUGAACCCCCUCAUCUACAGUCUGAGGAAUAGUGAGGUCAAAGGUGCCCUGAAAAAGUACCUGGCCCCCAGUGCAGCCUUACCUCAUUAA